Colius striatus (speckled mousebird) is the source of this 969-nucleotide messenger RNA. It is a transcript of the gene DNAJC22, whose product is annotated as DnaJ heat shock protein family (Hsp40) member C22. The record is from RefSeq and is a predicted model, not a curated record. Gene Ontology annotation, biological process: endocytosis. Bases 1 to 969 code for a protein of 322 amino acids. Gene Ontology annotation, cellular component: plasma membrane; early endosome. NCBI's taxonomy places the organism in Eukaryota, Metazoa, Chordata, Aves, Coliiformes, Coliidae. The transcript is spliced from 2 exons.
AUGGCCAAGCGGCUGCUGGUGGCCUACGGGCUGUGGGCGCUGGGGGGGCCGCUGGGGCUGCACCACAUCUACCUGGGCCGGGACAGCCACGCGCUGCUCUGGAUGCUGACACUGGGCGGCUUCGGUGCCGGGUGGCUCUGGGACUUCUGGCACCUCCCUGGCUGGGUGGCCGCUGCCAACGGGGCUGGGGCGCGCAGGGACCACAGUGGGCCUGUGCCAGCCCUCAGCCCCCUGCGCCUGGCGGGGCAGGUGGCUGUGGGGAUGUAUUUUGGACUGUUGGCAGCUCUGGGGCUGCCCUGGGUGCCAGCACUGCUGGCACAGCCCCUGGCCGUGGGGCUGGGGGUGCUGCUGGUAUCCUCGGUGGGGGACCAGACAGCAGAGGCACCUGGCAUCCUAUCUGCAGCCUUCCUCACCUCCCUCGUCUUCCAGGGCCGGGUGCUGGCGGUGCUGCCCACCAGCCUGACCGCCAGCAUCAUCGCCCAGCGCCACCGGCGCUACAAGCCCCAGAGGAUGCCUCGGGCCCGGCUGGCUGCCCGGCUCUACCACCUGGGGCUGGCAUGUCUGGCCUUCACCGCCCCGCUCGCCUGCCGCGGGCUCUGCGGCGCCGCCGGGGUGCUGAGCACCCUCCUGGCUCUGCCCCGUGCUGCCGCCGAGCUGCUGCUCCUGCCCCUGCAUGCUGGCUGGCUCCUGGCAGAGGUCCUGGGCUUGGCCAGGGGGUCACUGGUGCGGGACCACAGCGCUGGCUUCCAUCCAAGCAGCUGGAGCGAGCGGCAGCAGCGGGCGUACAAGGUGCUGGGCCUCCCAGCUGGCUCCUCUACAGAGGACGUGCACCGCAGCUACCGGGAGCUGGUGAAGCUUUGGCACCCGGACCACAACCGUCACCGGGCCGAGGAGGCUGAGAAGCGCUUCAUCGAGCUGCAGGAGGCCUAUGAGGAGCUGCUGGGGCCCAGGAGAGCGCCGGCGGGGUGA